UAGUUCUGUGUUUCGGACGCGUUUCAGGGUAUUUGGUUUGUCAAGCGGGCACGGCACAACCACACACACACUCGUUUCACUGGUACACUUACAUGUGUACAUACCUAUACACGCGGUAGUGAUUUUGCGCGCGUUUGUAUGCGUGACUCACUCACGCAUAGCAAAGUAUAUAACAAAAACAAAAAACAUACAUACAAAUGUAAAUGAAUUUUAAUUGUGCGGCAGUGCAAAAAUGUAUUUAAAUUUUAUUUAUACAAAACAAUAACGACAACAACAAAAGCAGCACCAAACUCAAAUACAGUGCAACAACAAUUACAACAACCAUUAAAGUGAGAAAAAGCUACAAAUGUAAGCAAAAGCAAAAGUUUUCCAAGCGCUGCACACUACAAAAAUUCUCCAAAAACGUAGCAGAAAAAUUUUAGUGCGCGUUUCAUUGUAAAAAAUUUCGUGAGUGUAGAAAAGAAACACAACACAAAAAGGGAAGCGCAGCACCAGAAACAUAAGAAGAAGAACCACACCAGAAGCAACAAACAACACAGCAAAGCAAAAAAUAAAACCAAAGACAAGGCAGAGAAAAAUGUGCUGGUAGAUGAUGUAAACUUAGUAACUUGUUUUUUCCGUGUGCUUCAAACGCGCGCGCUCUUGUUUUUCGAUUCAUUUUUUCAAAAGACGAAAAACUCAACGCAGAACUCUUUAGCACCAAAUCAGAGCGGCAAAUCUAAUUACAAUAACGCGGACAGGCGGAAUUUUUGUAAUCCUCCCCCCAAAUAAAAAGUAGUAUUUGACCAUGCCGGAAACUGAAUUCGAGUGCGUUAGCAAGGAGUGGCUCCAAUCAAAGCUGCGUGCCGUCAGUGCUGCAGCCAGCACCAGUUACGAUGCCAAGGAGCUCAUUAUUUUGGACUGCCGUGGCUCCCAUGAGUAUAGCGAGUCCCAUAUUCGUAGCGCCGUCAACUUCAGCAUUCCGACUAUAAUGCUGCGCCGAAUCAUUUCCGGAAAGAUCGAUUUGGCGUCCACCAUCAAGUCGACGGAACUGAAGGAACGCAUACAGACGGGCUACAAAGUUAGUCUAUUCAUACUUUACAACGAUGUGGGCGUAGCACCGCCCCAGCAGCAGCAGACGCAGCAUGACGUGGCCGGUGCCUUCGCAAUGUAUGGUAACGGCAAUGACGCCACUAUCAAUGUCCUGCAUCGGCGGCUGAAGCAGGACGGAUGUCGCGUCGUCUCCUUGCAAGAGGGCUUCUCCAGUUUUCGACAAGCAUUUCCGGAGUGGUGCGAGGAUGACAACCAGGUGCACAACAAAGAAAUGGAAUCUAGUCGGAAUGCACAAGCUGAUCAGCUCAUGGGUCUAAGAUCCUUGCGCAUUUCCACACCGCAUUCCGAUUCGGCCUGUAGCAGUUCGGCCGAGUCAUCGGAUUGUGAAAGCACCACACACCAUCAUAAUUUUAACGAAGCGCCAGUUGAGAUAAUACCAGGCCUCUUCCUUGGCAAUUCCUCGCACAGCUGCGACUCGAAUGCUCUGCAAAAGUACAACAUCAAGUACGUUUUAAAUGUCACACCGGACUUACCAAAUGAGUUUGAGAAACACGGCAUAAUCAAGUAUCUGCAAAUACCCAUUACUGAUCACUAUUCCCAAGAUUUGGGCAUGCAUUUCCCAGCUGCCAUACACUUUAUAGAGGAAGCGCGCUCCGCCAAUUCGGCCGUGCUGGUACACUGCCUCGCCGGCGUCUCGCGCUCCGUCACCGUUACGCUCGCCUACCUAAUGCAAACACGAGCGCUCAGCCUGAACGACGCCUUCAAGCUGGUCCACGCCCGCAAGCCCGACAUCUCUCCAAACUUCCACUUCAUGCGGCAACUCGAGUCCUUUGAGAGUCAGUUGCGUCUGAAUCCCAGUCCCAGUGAUUGCAAUAGCCAGGCCAUGGACGAGGGCCACAUCAGCAGUGUUGCUGGAAGCUCGGCAAUUGAGCUAUCCGCUGGGGGCGUUGUCAUCGCCGCUCCCCGCUGCGCUCGUGGCUCAAAGUUUUCGUGCAACUGCAUCGCCCCCGACUGCAAGUGUAUGCAAACUGGCGGCUUUAUGGCGGCCCAUCUGGCCAAGGCCACGGGUGUUUCGCCUGAUUCGGGCAUCGAGUUCGAUCGAUGGACACCGUCGUCGGACACGGGCCUCAAAUGAGAUCAGAUUGUGGGAAAGAGUUUUGUGCUGCCGCCAAGUAGUCAGGAGAUGAUGUCGCCUCCCAUUUUCGUUGCAACUAAUGCGGAUAACAUGUCCCCCGCCUCGACCACUAGUUCGUCCACCUCGACCACAACCACGGCGGAAGCUGUGUCUGUGGUGGAGGUGGUGCUGGCCACAGCAUCUGCAGCUGUGGACUCCACACUAUGUGAGUUGGAAGAGGAAAAGGAUCUGGAUCAGGAGCAAGUGGAUGUCAAAAUAGAAGCGGAGUAGGAGCGACAGUUAGGGCAUGAUAUUUAGUUGGUUGCACAACUCAUUUCCUUCCUGUUUGAUUGCGCACAACAACUACACAAAACACACACACACAUAUAUAAAUCAUAUACAGCUACACGCCCACACAGAAAUAUAAUAUAAUCGAUCCUAAUUUCUAGAUAAUUUUUUAAGUAAGAACACAAAAGAAAAAUGUUGAAAACACUAAUACCGGCUGAAGAGAGUUCAGCGGCAAGAAAAGUUAAAAUUUACUUUGUUGCUGCAAUUCUCAAAAAUAAAAAAAAGCAGCCGUAAUUCACAUGCAUAUAAAAUAACAACCACACACUAAACAAAAAAGGAGAAAAGCAAAUUGUAUAAGCGAUAACAUGUACUUAUUUGUUUAUGCACAUGCUUGUCCCUAACUCUGUACAAAUGAUGUACGUUAAUGGAAACACCCACGUUAUUUAUAAAGUUGAAACUUGAAACCAUUUUAGGCGAAUAGUUUUAUAAUUUAACUACAACUUAAUGUUCAUAAAUGUAUAAUUGUUAUAUGCAAAAACCCAUGCAACUAUAAAUACAAUUUAAACCAAGUCAUACAUAUAUGUAUAAAUGUAAACAAAUGAAGUUGGUGAAACCCGCAAAAAAAAAAACAAAAAAA
Molecule: messenger RNA, 3071 nt
Organism: Scaptodrosophila lebanonensis
Lineage: Eukaryota; Metazoa; Arthropoda; Insecta; Diptera; Drosophilidae
Gene: Mkp3
Product: dual specificity protein phosphatase Mpk3
Exons: 6
Coding region: 788-2167 (459 amino acids)
Biological process (GO): protein dephosphorylation; negative regulation of MAPK cascade
Cellular component (GO): cytoplasm; cytosol
Molecular function (GO): protein tyrosine/threonine phosphatase activity; MAP kinase tyrosine/serine/threonine phosphatase activity
Source: RefSeq, a predicted model, not a curated record